CAUGUGCAUGCUAUAUUUUUUCUGUUGUUUUAAGAGAGGGUCUUGUUAUAUAUAGGCCAGUCUGACUUUGGACUUGGGCUUGGAAUCCUUUGGUCACAGUUCCUCAUGCCUUGGGAUUAUAGGCAUGCUGUGUGUUCUCUUGCUUUUGCCUAAAUGUUUCUCACCUACAGUUAGUUGGUUGACUCUAUGGAUGUUCAACUUUGAAUACAGAAGCUCAGCUCUGCCCUGUCUGCUUUAUAUAAAAAGUUACAUUUUAAUUAGUGGUGGAUAUAAAAAUAUAAAAGUAGCUUUGACAGUGUUUACCUUUGUUAGGUUGUAACAAAGUGCUAUAAAUUAGGUAGGUAGACAGCAUAAUUUUUUUUUCAUAAUUCUGGAGGAUGAAAUUCAAGAUCAAGGGCCUCCCAAGGCCUCACUUAUAGCUUGCGACUGUCACCUCUUGUAUCCUCAUGGUCUUUCCUCUUUGUGUGUUUUCCUUAACUCUUUUUUUUUAUAUUUAUUUUUAUAUAUAAGUACACUGUAGCUGUCUUUAGACACACCAGUAGAAGGCAUCCGAUCCCAUUACAGAUGGUUGUGAGCCACCAUGUGGUUGCUGGAAUUUGAACUCAGGACUCUGGAAGAACAGUCCGUGCUCUUCACCUCUGAGCCAUCUCUCUAGCCCCUUCCUUAAUUCUUUUAAGAACUCCAGCAGUCAUCAUCAAUUAGGAUCACCUUAUGACUGCAUUUUAUUGGUCACUUCAGUAAAGAUCUUGACUUCUGAUAUACUUACAUUCAGGGGUAUUCAGGUUUGGGGCACAGUCUAUUUGAAAGAGUAAAGCUGCAGCUGCAUGGUAGGAUUUCUUUGGUGGAAGUGUCACUUUUGAUAAAGGUGUCACAGGGUGGAUAUAGCAUGUAGUCAGUUAAACAUGGUUGGUAUGAUUUAGGAUUUAAAAUGUAGAUUAAACAAACAUGAAUUACAUUGAAAUUUAAAUGGUCAUAUAUGGCUGGUGGCUACUAAUUGGGCAGUAGAGAUAAACAAUUAUAUUUCUACCAGUGAAAAUUCUACUUUGUUUGCUGGCAUAUUCUAGACGUACUCCCACAUGAGGUGACUUUGUUUUUAGUGUUGCCUUCCAUUGUGAUGGAGUAUAAGGUAAUAAUUGUAGCUCGUAGUAACUGUUACAAGGUGAUUCACAAUUCUUUUCACCUGAGCAACGCAGACCUGUGUGCUGCUCUUAGGGUUCUCUGAGUUUCCCCUGUUAGCUAGAUAGUGCCUAUUGUUUACUGAGUAUAGUUACUUGAAUUGGAACCAACUUGCAUGAUAGAUGGCUCUAUAAGUGGCCAGUGUGACCCUCUCCUUUACAGGAGGGAGGAGAGUGAUGGUGUCUGACGCUGCAGCUGGCAUGGAUUCUAAACUACCGUCCUCAGUACGCAGUACACUUUUGGAACUGUUUGGUCAGAUAGAAAGAGAAUUUGAAAAUCUUUACAUCGAAAACUUAGAAUUGCGCAGAGAAAUUGAUAGUCUUAAUGAACGUUUAGCUGGUGAAGGACAAGCGAUUGAUGGGGCAGAAUUGAGUAAGGGCCAGCUCAAAACAAAAGCCAGUCACAGUACUAGUCAGCUUUCUCAGAAGCUUAAGACCACCUACAAGGCUUCUACCAGCAAGAUUGUCUCCAGCUUUAAGACUACCACAUCCAGGGCCAUCUGCCAGCUUGUGAAGGAGUAUAUUGGCCACAGGGACGGCAUCUGGGACGUCAGUGUUGCAAGGACACAGCCUAUUGUUCUUGGGACAGCGUCUGCCGAUCACACGGCUUUGUUGUGGAGCAUAGAGACUGGCAAAUGUCUUGUCAAAUAUGCCGGCCAUGUGGGCUCAGUAAAUUCUAUAAAAUUCCAUCCCUCAGAGCAGUUGGCGCUUACUGCUUCUGGAGAUCAGACUGCUCAUAUUUGGAGAUACGUGGUACAGCUUCCGACACCUCAGCCUGUUGCUGACACUAGUCAACAGAUUUCUGGUGAAGAUGAAAUAGAGUGCUCUGAUAAAGAUGAGCCUGACCUUGAUGGAGACGUGUCCAGUGACUGCCCUACUGUCCGCGUCCCACUGACAUCUCUCAAAAGCCAUCAGGGCGUGGUUAUUGCUGCUGACUGGCUGGUUGGUGGGAAACAAGUGGUGACAGCCUCAUGGGACAGAACCGCCAACCUGUAUGAUGUGGAGACAUCUGAACUUGUUCAUUCUCUGACAGGGCAUGACCAGGAGUUAACACAUUGUUGCACUCACCCCACCCAGCGGCUCGUGGUGACCUCCUCCCGUGACACAACUUUCCGUCUCUGGGAUUUCAGGGACCCUUCCAUCCACUCUGUGAAUGUUUUCCAAGGACACACGGACACUGUGACCUCUGCUGUGUUCACUGUGGGAGACAACGUCGUUUCAGGCAGUGAUGACCGCACAGUAAAAGUCUGGGAUUUAAAAAAUAUGAGAUCUCCAAUUGCAACAAUUCGUACAGACUCUGCCAUUAAUAGGAUCAAUGUAUGUGUUGGGCAAAAAAUCAUAGCUCUCCCCCAUGACAACCGGCAAGUGCGGUUGUUUGACAUGUCAGGCGUGCGACUGGCACGGCUCCCCCGGAGCAGCCGACAGGGUCACAGACGAAUGGUGUGCUGCUCAGCGUGGAGUGAAGACCACCCCAUAUGCAAUCUGUUUACCUGUGGGUUCGAUAGGCAAGCUAUUGGUUGGAACAUCAAUAUUCCUGCACUGUUACAAGAAAAAUAAGUCACUGAUGUUCCUUAGCUCGAAGUUUGCCAUGGACUUUUGAUUGAUGCAGGCUCUUCUGCAUAUUAAUCAGCCAUUUUAGUGAGCGUUUGACCCUGGGAAGGGUGCCUUGUAUAUGUUCUUUUCACAUUGUGCCCAGCUUGCAUGAAGUGUACAGAGAGAUGUGUGAUUCUGUUUUUAUUUUUGUCUUGUGUAUAUUGGCAUCCUCUGGUCAGUAGAAGUGAAGCUCACCUCCCACGUAGCAUACACAAUGCUUUGAGUUCUUGAUGCUGAGGGAUGAGCAGUAGGGCAUUACGUUACAUUGUAUGAAUCCAAUGUGAACUGUGUAUCCGUGUCUGGAGUAACUGCACAACUGCCUUGUCCUGGGAAGACUGCAGAGCUCAUUCGCAUAGGCUAGCAAGAGGCAGGACAGACGGAUUUUGUACUUGGUUUAUGUGAAGUUGUAGAAUGCGCUGUCGUGUAAUUCCAUUUCAACUCUUGAUUUCUGUUCCAGUUCUGUAAAAGUAACCUGGAUUUGCAACGUUUGUGCAGAAUUUCUUUUGAGAAGAAAAUGUUUCUGCUAUUUUAUAGAAAAUUAUUUCAAUCUCUUGAGGUCUCAUACAAGCAAAUUUUAAAAUACGAUUAUUCUAAUCACUGAUUUUAGACAUUAAACAAAAUUCAAAGCACUUUAAUUUAUAGCUGUGGUUAUAAACAGUUUUUAGAAGUUUCAAAUGAUUUAUCCAUUGAAUGUGACUUGACCUUUAUACAAAGGCCCUGCUACCUGAAGACAAAAUCUUAUUUAUUUUCUACAUCUUUAGUUUUCAUAUUUUUAAAUGGGUUCACUUCCUUGGUGGUGUUUGAGAGCCAAGAAUGCAAAUAAAUGAGCACUACCUCAAAAUAAAUAUUGGGAAACCUUUGGAGUCUCACUGCUGCCUGGAUAAGCACUUGCUUUAAAGCUGGAAUACUGACUUCAAGGUAGAAGGAGAAAGACAACCAUACCGUAUGUACCUUGACGGUGAAAGGCUCUCUAGGUAGCCGGAAGGUGAUAUCAGAUAGUUCACAGGUCUUGAGCAGCCUGGAGACCUCUUAAACCAGUCCUUCUACUGCAUGAGUGAGCCUUUGUUCUCGCCUUCUAGAGAUCACUGUUCAUCUGAUGUUCGUGAGUUUGUGUUUCGUACAGAGUUACAGUUUUGAUAAAGAGACAUCUCAGUUACUGCCCCUCGUAUCUUAAUCCUGUCCAUACUGCCCUUUGGAGAGUGACCGUCUAGGGAGAAGAGGAGUGAUGUAUGCUGUUAUGGUUACCUCACCUCCUGCCCUCCCCUAGCCCUGGUUCUCUCUCGGGUGGCACAGGAGGGCAGCUGAACUACUCAGUGGUAGGAAUCGGCUGUAAGAUGUGUAAUGUGUAACUUUCCACGACUGGGAACUUGGUCAUUGGCAUCUUUGACUCGGGCGCCAAAGUUGCUGAUCUUAGGAACUUUGUGUCUGACUCAUUUAGAGAGAUUCUUUGAGUAAUUUUGUUUUUUCAACUUAAAAAAAAAAAAAAAAGAGGUUGUAUUUUUAAAGUCUGACCUUUUCUGAUGACAAGUCUCACCACGGCGUAUUUGAGAGCUGAGUCAGGCUGGUCACUGUAGAUGACUAGAGUUUUAAGAGCCAGCUCUGGCUGUCUUGAAUGUAUUUGCUUGAUGGUGGAGUACUGUAUGAUGAUGUUCCUAGUGGCCUACUUCACAGCCACUGCAGGUUUCUGUAUCCCCUCCAGUCCACUCUCUUCAGAGUUGUUAAUGUCGGUGACAAGCCACAUUCUUCUGUUCUUGGCAUCUUAAUCUGAAGGUCGAGGUAUAGUUAGGAGCAUUGAGAAUGUGCAUGCAAAUGGGAGCAGCAGAGUCAAACAGAAGACCUACCCGAUAGUCUUGGAGCUUUAGAAAUCGUUCCUGGUGACCAUCGACUUGUGUGCAGUCCAGUGAUCUUCACUGCCAGUGGCUGCUUGUUUUCUUUGGCUAACUGGAGGGACCAGCCUCUGACCCAGAAUCGAGGCUCCUCACUCAUUCCAUGAGGGCAGAAGACCCUAAUGGUGCUCGAUGAGAGCUCAGGAGCGGGAUGUGACUUCUCUUAGCUGCUGUUCGUCAUCUGUUCUCAUCACACUGCUGCUGUGACCACAGUGCUAUCUUUAAGAGUUCGUGACUGGCACGGGCGUGGGCUCAUGAAUGUUGUAGGCUGGUGUGCAUGUGGCUAACAAUAAGUCAAGCUGUCAGCCACAAGUCCUCUUAUCAGAAGUAGUGUUUGGAACUAUUAUGUGCUGGAGUGUCCAGAAUUUCACUUAAUAAUGGAGGGGAAAUAUGUGGUUACUAAAUGUGCAUUAAUACAAAAUUUCCCAAGAGAUUUGUUGAACAGAAUAUCCCAGCCCCCACCGUAACCGAUGCAUACUGAUUUCUGUAGAGUGGAAAAAACUUUGUACAUAUUUGGGAAUCUGAAGACUAUGUAAAUCACUUGUUACUUAAAUCUGUGAAAAAAGGUUGUAUUUUGUUUUGUGGUUUUUUUUUUUUGAGGGAAAAGUGCAUUUAUAAGUGUUCUGUGGAAUCAGUUAUCCUUACUGUAUUGAUGUAACUGUUUGUAAACGUUCAGUGUCUUCAUUGAAAUACGAAGUUCAUUAAAACCUCUGUGUUCCAUAAUUACUAUUAUAAAGA
This is a messenger RNA of Rattus norvegicus (Norway rat), 5392 nucleotides long. It is a transcript of the gene Wdr37, whose product is annotated as WD repeat domain 37. The record is from RefSeq and is a predicted model, not a curated record. NCBI's taxonomy places the organism in Eukaryota, Metazoa, Chordata, Mammalia, Rodentia, Muridae. Gene Ontology annotation, cellular component: nucleus; cytoplasm.